Molecule: messenger RNA, 2662 nt
Organism: Leptopilina heterotoma
Lineage: Eukaryota; Metazoa; Arthropoda; Insecta; Hymenoptera; Figitidae
Gene: Ir93a
Product: ionotropic receptor 93a
Exons: 14
Coding region: 1-2622 (873 amino acids)
Biological process (GO): monoatomic ion transport
Cellular component (GO): membrane
Molecular function (GO): signaling receptor activity; ligand-gated monoatomic ion channel activity
Source: RefSeq, a predicted model, not a curated record
AUGAUAACUCUAUUAUUUUUAUUGUUUGUUGUUAAAAUUGUUUAUAGUUACAAUGAUUAUCCAUCGCUUAUAACUUCAAAUGCAACAAUGGCUGUUGUUAUAGAAAAAAGUUUUCUAAAAGAUGACGGUCAUCAUCAAAACGUUUCGACAAAAAUUGCCGAUACAAUAAAUGGUGUUAUAAAUAAAUGGAUGAAAGUUGGUGGAAUUGAUGUAAAAGUUUAUUCAUUAUCAAGAUUUACUCUUGGACGAGAUUUCACGAUAUUAUUGUCAAUCGCCUCUUGUCAAUGGACGUGGGUAUUAUUUAAGCAAGCAAAAAAAGAUGGACUUGUACAUAUUGCCAUUACAGGUUCCGAUUGUCCACGAUUGCCAGAUCAGGAAGGUAUUAGCAUACCUCUCAUAAAUCCUGGACAGGAGUUACCUCAAUUAUUCUUGGACUUAAGAGUUUCCGGUGCCCUAUCGUGGAACAAAAUUAACAUUCUUUAUGACACUUCUUUUCAAAGGGACACAAUCAGUAAAGUAUUAAAAUCUUUGUCGAUACAAUUGCCCAACAAGAAAAUAAAGCAAGCAUCGAGAUCUUUAUUUGCAAUAAAAUAUGAUAAAGAUGAGAUUGCCCUGAGGAAACAAAUUACUGAAACAUUAAGUGAUUUUGAAUUUGAAAAAUUGGGAUAUUGUUUUAUGGCUAUUGUUAAAGUUGAUAUGGUGAUACCAUUAAUUGAAGUGGCAAGGUCAAUGAAAAUGGUUCAUCCUGGUAAUCAGUGGCUCUUCAUAUUGAGCGAUGUAUCGAGACGUAAAACAAAUAUAACAGCUUUAGCGCAAAGAUUAAUUGAGGGCGAAAAUGUCGCCUUUAUUUAUAAUCAUACGAAGUUUGAUCCUUCUUGUGAAUCAGGUUUAUUUUGUCACCUGAAAGAAUUGACAAAAGCCUUAUCGUUUGCGCUGGAAAUCUCCUAUAAAAGUGAAUUAGAUUUAUUCUCAAGAGUAACUGACGAGGAAUUUGAAGUUCUCAGAUUAACGAAGGAAGAAAGAGUACAGGAAAUUAUUGAAAACAUAAAUAAAGCCCUGAAUGCAGAGAGAUCGACAUCCGAUGGUAAUUGCGGUAAAUGCUUGACUUGGAGUAUUGGAUCCGCGAUAACUUGGGGAAAUUCGUUUGAUUCCACUCUGGCAGGAAGGGGACAAUUAAUUCCCUCCGGGUCGUGGUCUCCAGGUCCGGGAUCUAAUUUAUCAGAUUCUGUAUUCCCACAUAUUGAUUAUGGCUUUCGAGGUAAAACCCUGCCAAUCAUCACCUAUCAUAAUCCACCGUGGCAGAUUGUUCAAUAUUCAAAAAAUGGUGUACCAAAUUAUGAGGGUUUAACUUUCGACAUUAUCGAUGAAUUGAGUAAAAAAUUAAAUUUUUCAUAUCAAGUGAUAUUGGCGACAAAUAAUACGGGUGUCUCAAAAGCAGUCGACAAUGCACCACGCUCAUUGGUUUCAAAAAGGUUGUCAGAUAAUUUAAGUUACGAGGGAAGUGGAAUGUCAGUGGGUCAGAAAUUACCGGAAAGUGUUUUGGAAAUGACGAGAAACAAUAAAGUAUUCUUUGCUGCUUGCAUAUACACUGUCUAUGAAAAUAAGAAGAAAAUUAUUAAUUAUACAAUACCAAUUUCAGUACAAACUUAUACAUUGUUGGCACCAAAGCCAAAAAUACUGUCUCGAGCAUUGUUGUUCAUUGCUCCAUUUACAGGAGAAACCUGGGCCGUUUUGAGUUCAACAAUAAUAAUAAUGGGACUAAUUUUAUACCUGAUGAAUAAAUUGAGUCCAAAACCGGCGAUUAGCGCACAAAAGGUUGUUGGUCUUAACACUCCAUAUCAAUGUGUGUGGUACGUCUAUGGAGCUCUUCUUCAACAAGGUGGAAUGCAUUUGCCACAAGAGGACAGCUCUCGUCUAAUUGUUGGAACUUGGUGGUUGGGUGUAAUGGUUCUUGUGGCCACUUAUUCCGGAAGUUUAGUGGCAUUUCUCACAUUUCCAAGAAUGGACAACACUGUUACGACAAUUGACGAUCUUCUCGAGAGAAACGCAGAAUUCACCUGGGGCUUUCCGAAUGGUAGCUUUCUCGAGGAUUACCUUGAAAAUACUGAGGAAUCAAAAUAUCUGGAACUACUUUCAAAAGCUGAGCGACACAUUUCAACGAGUGAUAUGAAUAUUGUCAGUCGUGUUCAAGAUGGAACUCAUGUUUUAAUUGAUUGGAAAUCAUCAUUGAAAUAUCUCAUGAGAAAAGAUCUCACUGAAACGGGACGUUGUCAUUUUUCCCUUAGUAGUGAGGAUUUUAUCAGUGAACCAAUUGCCAUGAUGAUUAGCAAGGACAGUCCUUAUUUGACAAUGAUUAACAGAGAAUUGAAACGAAUGCAUGAAACGGGAUUAAUCGACAAAUGGAUUCUCGAAAGGAUGCCAUUAAAAGAUGAGUGCUGGGAGAGCGGUGCAAAUAAUCAAGAAGCUGAUAAUCAUAAAGUUAAUAUGGGCGAUAUGCAGGGAAUAUUUUUCGUCCUUGCCAUUGGAUUUAUAAUGGCAGCAAUAUUAAUUAGCUGUGAAUUUGGUUGGCAUAAAAAAGAAGAGGCACAUGAACGUAAACUGAUUCGUCCUUUCGUUACUUAAUGCUUUGUAACUAAUUAUUACAAUUAACAAUUUAUUGGAG